Messenger RNA from Drosophila sechellia, 1045 nucleotides. RefSeq names its product tax1-binding protein 3 homolog. Gene Ontology annotation, biological process: cell-cell adhesion; neurotransmitter receptor transport, endosome to postsynaptic membrane; establishment or maintenance of epithelial cell apical/basal polarity. Gene Ontology annotation, cellular component: postsynaptic membrane; adherens junction; basolateral plasma membrane. Lineage: Eukaryota; Metazoa; Arthropoda; Insecta; Diptera; Drosophilidae. The transcript has 3 exons. The record is from RefSeq and is a predicted model, not a curated record. Bases 121 to 492 code for a protein of 123 amino acids. Gene Ontology annotation, molecular function: protein kinase binding.
CAUCGAUAAAUGAUUGCGAGGAAGAAGCAGAGUUUGUUGUGGGCGACAAUCUUAAGACGAAUUUACCAGCAGAAUAUUAGCUAAUCUAGCAAAUUAAAGUUAGUCAAACCAUCGGCAGACAUGGCGAAAAUGGCAUUCCAGCACCAGGCCGGCACGGCGAUGGAGUGCUUAAGCAUUCCCAUCACGCUGCACAAGGAGAAGGACUACGACCAGGAGGGGCGCGAGAUCCUCAAGUGCGGCUUCAAGAUCGGCGGCGGAAUUGACCAGGACUAUAAGAAAAGCCCUCAGGGAUACACGGAUUAUGGCAUCUAUGUGACCGAGGUGCACGAGGGCAGUCCCGCCGCCCGAGCAGGUCUGCGGAUCCACGACAAGAUCCUGCAGUGCAACGGCUACGACUUCACCAUGGUCACCCACAAGAAGGCCGUGAGCUACAUCCGGAAAAACCCGAUACUCAACAUGCUGGUGGCCCGCAAGGGCGUGACCUCCACAUAAGUGGUGCUCGGAGCAGGGUCUCCACAGACUACAGCAGUAUUUAAGCGGCAUUUAAACUAUCCCCUCCACCGGCCUCUGGGCCAAGGAUCUCUUUGCCUACUGCAACCUAUGCGAAUACUUAGAACUACCAUAUUAUACAUAUUAAUUCAUUACGUAUGCAUAUCGCACACACAUGUAGCCAGACGUAAAUGUAGCACCUAGUAAUGCUUCUUGUUGAAUUCGAUUUCUUUGCCCCUCCAUCACUUGUUGAACGAAUCGCCAAGCUCCUAAGCGUAGAACAGAUUGCCAAAUACCGAUACAAACAAACACUCCCAGAAACAACAGGCUCGAAUAUAAACAAUUUUGUACUUUUAUACGUGCAGACCAUUCCAAAACCAAACAGAAGCAGCAGACGAACGCAGAGUUGUUGAAAGAAACAUACAUUCAUAGUACAUACUUGUGAUAAAUGACUAACUGUGCAGAUAUGUGCGAAGAAGGCGCAUCACUUAAGUUUAAAAUUGAGUUUUUAAUGUUAUAUUGCAUUUGAAUAAAUGUUUGCUAAAUGAAUAUGCGA